Cylicostephanus goldi is the source of this 799-nucleotide messenger RNA. NCBI's taxonomy places the organism in Eukaryota, Metazoa, Nematoda, Chromadorea, Rhabditida, Strongylidae. The record is from the annotation of a GenBank genome assembly.
GCACCUGCCAAACGUUCAUUUAUGGUGGAUGCGGUGGAAAUCUGAACAGAUUCCGUACCGAAGAAGAAUGCAUGCAACGUUGUGGUUUCAUGAAUGCACGUCGUGGAGCUGAAGAUCAAGGAAAUCCACAGUCACCGAACCCUGAUGAUCAACAGCGAUCACAACAAGACGCUCGACAACAACAACCGCAAAAUCCACAAUAUCCUCAGCAUCCACAGUAUCCCCAACAUCCGCAAAAUCCACAGUAUCCCCAGAAUCCACAAUAUCCGCAGAGUGCCCAGCAAUCACCACAGGAACUAAGACGACCACCCUUCCCGGGUGUCCCACAGCAAUCACCUCAGUCAAAUGGUCAGCUAACUGAUCAUGGUAAAUCCCGCCAAGUUUGUCACCUACCCAUGGAUGUCGGAAAAUGCCAAGGAUCCUUUGAUAGCUGGUAUUAUGAGAUGGCUACAGGAUCGUGCGUAGAGUUCAAGUACUCUGGAUGUUCUGGAAAUGCAAAUCGGUUUGCAUCGAGAGAAGAAUGCGAAUCGACAUGUGUGCGUCAGCCUGAGUCUUCGGCCAGUAGAGGUGAGCCAAAGGGGAGCGUGGCCCUUUUGCACUAUAUAUGCUACACUAACUCGCUUGGCUUAUCUUUAUGCCCUGCAAAUCGUGCGGAUACUUCGGUCGCGGAAGAGGUCCUGUAUGGAAAUACCCUUACAGCAUUAAGGCGAGGCGUGCGAAUUACCCUAUACCCGUGUAAGCUCCUAAUCAGUCGUCGACAAGAAACUAAAAUUGACAGAAGAGUGAAAAGAAAGUAAAC